AUGGAAAUGUCAGGUGAUGCAGUAGAAGAUAAUCAUAAAACCGAAGAAAGCCAGCCGGAGGAGGAGGAAGUUCCUCGACAACUACUCAAUGGGAAAAAACUUUCAUGGCAAAAGUUGCGAAGAUUUGACUCUUUAGACAUCGAAUCCAGCAGCGUACAAGGUCAUCAUGCCCAUGGCUCCAAGGACACUGUGGCAUGGACUGUGAUAUUGCACCUAGCAUUUCAGAGCAUUGGAAUUGUGUACGGGGACAUAGGCACAUCACCACUAUAUGUGUUUGCAAGCACCUUCCCAAAUGGCAUCAAGCAUAAUGACGACAUUUUGGGUGUUCUUUCUAUCAUCUUUUACACCCUCACCUUGAUCCCUUUGGUUAAAUAUGUUUUCAUUGUCUUAAGGGCCAAUGACAAUGGUGAUGGAGGGACAUUUGCUUUGUACUCUCUCAUAUGCCGGUAUGCGAAGGUCGGUUUGAUCCCAAGUCAGCAGGCUGAGGAUCAGGAGGUCUCAAAUUUCCAGCUUGAUUUGCCAAGCAAUCGUCUAAAGAGGGCAUCUUGGCUUAAGUCUAAGCUGGAAAAUAGCCAGUUUGCCAAGUUCUUCCUUUUGUUCGCCACCAUGCUUGGUACCUCCAUGGUGAUUGGGGAUGGUGUGCUCACUCCUUGCAUCUCAGUUUUAUCAGCAGUGGGAGGGAUCAAGGAAGCUACAUCUGCAAUGUCAGAUGAUAUGAUUAUUUGGAUAUCAGUUGCCAUCUUGGUCCUCCUAUUCAGUGCUCAAAGAUUUGGAACUGACAAAGUGGGCUACACUUUUGCUCCAAUAAUUUGUAUUUGGUUUGCAUUCAUUGGUGGAAUUGGCAUUUUCAAUUUCUUCAAAUUUGAUACAUCUGUUAUCAAAGCUCUAAACCCACAGUACAUUUUCGACUAUUUUAAGAGGAACAAAAAAGAAGCAUGGAUUUCCCUUGGUGGCACUGUUCUUUCUAUAACAGGAACGGAAGCUCUAUUUGCUGAUGUUGGGCAUUUCACAGUUAAGUCCAUACAAAUAAGUAUGUGCUCAGUGAUCUAUCCGGCUCUCAUAUUAGCAUACGCUGGACAAGCAGCCUUCCUUCGCAAGCACAAUAACCUUAUUGGGGACCCCUUCUUCCAGUCUAUACCACGUUCUUUGUAUUGGCCAGUGUUUGUUAUAGCUGUAUUGGCAGCCAUCAUAGCAAGCCAAGCUAUGAUUUCAGGAUCUUUCUCUAUAAUCCAGCAAUCAUUAUCACUAGGGUGCUUCCCUCGUGUGAAAAUUGUGCAUACAUCAGCUAAGUAUGAAGGACAAGUUUACAUACCAGAAAUUAAUUACCUUCUAAUGUUGGCUUGUGUUGGGGUCACAUUAGGUUUUAGAAGCACCGCAAGGAUUGGCAAUGCAUAUGGGAUAGCGGUGGUGUUUGUUAUGACUCUCACAUCGUCCUUCCUAGUACUAAUCAUGAUAAUGAUAUGGAAAACCCACAUACUUCUCAUUAUCUCCUACGUUCUUGUUAUUGGCACCAUUGAGCUUAUCUAUUUAAGCUCGGUCCUCUACAAAUUUGACCAAGGAGGAUAUCUUCCCCUAGCCUUUGCUGCAAUAUUAAUGAUUAUUAUGUAUGUUUGGAAUGAUGUGCAUAGAAGCAAGUACUAUUAUGAGCUUGAUCAUAAAAUCUCUCCUGAUAAGCUCAAGGAAGUUGUUACUAGCACAAACUUGAGUCAAAUGCCUGGGCUAGCCAUAUUCUACUCAGAGCUUGUUCAGGGUAUCCCACCCAUUUUCAAGCACUAUGUUUCAAAUGUGCCUGCGUUGCAUUCGGUCCUUGUUUUCGUGUCCAUCAAGUCACUACCUAUAGGUAAGGUUCCAGCUGAUGAACGCUUCCUCUUUCGUCGAGUGGAGCCUUAUGAGCUCAAUGUGUUUCGUUGUGUUGUGAGAUAUGGAUACACAGAUGUGCGCAAUGAGCAAGAGCCUUUUGAGAACUUGUUGAUUGAAAAGUUGAAAGGGUUUAUUGCUAACGGUGAAUUUUGGUUGUCCCAGAAUGAUCUCAACAAGGAUGAUGAUAGUGGAGAGUAUUUAGAUGAAGGGGAGGUUGAUGGAGAGAAUAAUGAACAUAAGGAUGUAAAGCAAGUUGAUGAAGAGAAGCGACAAGAGGCAAUUGACAAAGAGAUUGAGGCAGUGAACCAGGCAUGGCGUGCUGGAGUUGUACACUUGAUUGGUGAGAAUGAAGUGGUUGCAAGCAAAGGAGCUAGUGUAGCGAGGAGAAUUAUAAUAGAUUAUGCUUACAAUAUCUUGAAGAGAAAUUUGAGGCAAAGUGAGAAAGUGUUUGAUAUUCCUCACAAGCGAAUGCUAAAAGUUGGCAUGACUUAUGAACUUUAGAACAUGAUUUGACGAUGUUGGGAUACAAUGGGAGCAUAGCAAAGCUAUGGAGAUCGUUGUCUCUCACACCUUAAUUAU
Messenger RNA from Quercus lobata, 2439 nucleotides. Its product is annotated as potassium transporter 5-like. The record is from RefSeq and is a predicted model, not a curated record. Gene Ontology annotation, molecular function: potassium ion transmembrane transporter activity. The coding region runs from base 1 to 2361 and encodes 786 amino acids. Gene Ontology annotation, biological process: potassium ion transmembrane transport. Gene Ontology annotation, cellular component: membrane. Lineage: Eukaryota; Viridiplantae; Streptophyta; Magnoliopsida; Fagales; Fagaceae. The transcript has 9 exons.